Aspergillus terreus NIH2624 is the source of this 1953-nucleotide messenger RNA. RefSeq names its product SKN1/KRE6 family beta-glucan synthesis-associated protein. Bases 1 to 1953 code for a protein of 650 amino acids. Lineage: Eukaryota; Fungi; Ascomycota; Eurotiomycetes; Eurotiales; Aspergillaceae. Gene Ontology annotation, biological process: fungal-type cell wall organization; (1->6)-beta-D-glucan biosynthetic process. Gene Ontology annotation, molecular function: glucosidase activity. The record is from RefSeq and is a predicted model, not a curated record. Gene Ontology annotation, cellular component: plasma membrane; endoplasmic reticulum membrane. The transcript is spliced from 6 exons.
AUGGCCGACGAAUCAUCCAAUCCCACCCCGCCGCCGGAGGCGCGCGAACUACCCCAGAGGCCCCAGAUCCAGAUCACCAUGCGGGAGCAGGAUCCCUUCCGGGACACCGCGUCCGACCACCACCUGCAAGUGCCGCUCCGACACAGCACGAUCGGCCGCGCCCUAACCCCCAGCAUGAUCCGCCACUCGCGGUCCGCCGGCAGCCUGCACGCCGUGUACGCCUCCGCGCAGCCGCAGGAGUCGACUGAGUUCUUGAUCCCGCCGCAACCGCACCGGCCGCCGCGGGAAGAAUAUGCCCAGGGCGGGCCGUUCCUGAUAUCGCGGCAGACGAGCUGGAGCUCGGAGGCCGCCAGUUACGACACCCGCGGAUACGGGUAUACGCAUUUCGAGGACUCGCAGGCGCCGUCGUGUAUCGAUAGCGAGGACAACGACGUGAACACGCAGACGGUGACGGAGAAAUUCAACAUCAUGCCGACGGAGGGGUUGUUGUUGUUUCCGGAGGAUGUCGAAAAAGAUGACUACCUGCAUAAUCCGGAUGCCAGUGACCGCGACAAGCCGUGCGAUAUUUGGAAUCGGAGGGGGUUGAUUAAUGUUGGGGGAUUGAUCUUGUUGACGCUGGGCUUUUUGACGUUGUUUAUUGGAUACCCUGUUAUAACGGCUGUGGAAAAUACCCUAGCAAAACAAGGGCCCAAAUGCGAGCCCGGUGACACCUUGUGUCUCGACGUCGGUGACCGGCCCUUGCUGGCGAAUAUUCGGAGUGGCUUGAUUGAUCCCGACACGCCGAAAGAUGCAUUGAAGAAGACGUCCGCGGAUGGGAAGGAGUGGACUCUGGUGUUUUCCGACGAAUUCACCACCCCUGGCCGCACAUUCUACGACGGUGACGACCCAUUCUACCAAGGGGUUGAUCUCUGGUACGGCGUGACACAAGAUCUGGAGUGGUAUGAUCCCGACGCCAUUACAACGCGAGAUGGAGUGUUAGAGAUUCGCUUCGACGCCUUCAAAAACCAUGACUUGCAAUACCGCUCGGGCAUGCUGCAAAGCUGGAACAAGCUCUGCUUCACCGGCGGACGGUUAGAAGCGAGUAUUUCCCUCCCGGGCGCCGGCGACGUGUCAGGGUUCUGGCCUGGUUUCUGGGCCAUGGGCAACCUGGCACGGCCGGGCUACGCUGCGACGACCGAAGGCAUGUGGCCGUACAGUUAUGAGGACCGAUGCGAUGCAGGGAUCACCCCGAACCAGAGUUCGACAGACGGGAUCAGCAUGCUCCCGGGGAUGCGUUUGCCCGCGUGCAGCUGUGCCGGCGAGGAUCACCCUUCUCCUGGAAAGUCGCGAAGCGCGCCAGAGCUCGACGUGAUCGAAGCGAGCGUCAUUUCACUGAAUAACAACCCCAAUUCGGCUGUGGGCUCUGUGUCGCAGAGUUUGCAGAUGGCCCCGUUCGAUAUCUGGUAUAUGCCAGACUAUGAUUUCGCCGCUGUGUACGACCCUCGCAUCACCGAGAUCAACUCGUAUCGCGGCAGCCCCUACCAACAGGCCAUGUCUGGGCUGACCAACCUGAACAACGACUGGUACAACGGGUCUGCGUACCAAGUAUACGCGUUCGAGUACACACCGGGCGCCACGGGCGACGUGACCUGGUUCGUCGGACAAGACAAGACCUGGACGCUGGACGGCCGUGCGCUUGGUCCGAACGGCAACGUCGGCCAGCGGAUGAUCCCCUUGGAGCCGAUGUCCAUCGUGAUGAACCUGGGUAUGGCGUACAGUUUCGCGGCCAUCGACGACUCGAUUCGCGAGUACAUGCCCGGGUUCAUGCGGUUUGAUUACAUUCGCAUCUAUCAAGACCCCGACCACCAGAGCGUCACCUGCGACCCGCCGGGAUACGAAACCACCGACUACAUCGCGAAUCACCCGAAAGCAUACAACGACUUUAACAAGACUACAUGGUCUGGGCUGCGCUGA